ACAGGAAGUAGGUGCCAGUCCCCGUCUGAGUAAUAAUAGAGUUUACGUCUUCAUCAUCAGCAAGUUCCGGAGUUCUUCAUUCAUAAGCUGCAGUGAUCGCGAUGAGACGUUGGAAAAGCACUGUUUCCAAAAGUGUAAAAAAAGAUCUAAUAAUUGAAAGAGGACUAGAGAAGAGUCCAGAUCGCACUUGUGGACGAUUGUUAAGACCAUUAGAUGGCCGAUGGAUCCAGUGUUAGGAAUCUUGAAGGCGGAAAUGACAGUUCUGCUAGUAGUAUCUCUAGCAAGUCAACCAUUAGUACCUUUAACGAGCGAGAGUUUAUUCUUAAGUUACUAAGCGAAAAACGAACUUUAUUAGCUGCUUUGCAUUCAGAGAAAAAGGACAAACUUAAAUGGAAGAGUGAGUAUGAAAAACUCUUUGAAGAACGAAGUACGUUGGAUCGAAGUGUGCAAGAUGAUUUGACAGAUCCUACAGGAUGUAGCAUGAGACUCGGUACAUUGACCUUGGGCGAAGAGGGAGCCGCAUACCAAAAUGAAAGUAAGAUUUUGCAUAACAGAGUAAGAGAACAAGAAAGAACAAUUCAAUCAUUGAGAAGCCAAAAUGCAUCAUUAUUAAAUCAAGUAGCUGUGUUACGAUCUGAAGUAAUAAGACUAGCAGGAUCGCUGAGUAAACUGGAUGUUCAGGUUGAUACAGAGUUACUCAAAGAGCAAUUAAGUUUAUACGAAGAAGAUUUUCAAAAAGAAAAAGAUGAUAAGGUUAAUGCACAGAGUAAAAUAUCAACUUUGAACGAACAACUACGGGAUUGUCAGGAUUUAAUUUCGAGUUUAACCGUUGAAUUGGACAUGUACAAGACAGCUUACGAGCGAGAGAAAAAAGAGAAAGAAAAGAUGCUGUUAAAAAGUUUGCAACGUGAUACACAAAGAACUACCGUUUCGUCAGAAAACAAGAGACAAAACCGACCGCAACCAUUACCAAAACCUCAACUGCAAGUUGUCUACCCUGUUGUAAACACACAAGCACAUGAGGACGAUACAAGGCGAAGACAGCAACUCCAGCGUGUUGGAGUAUUUACUAGAGAUAUGCAACGAUCGCCGAAUUAUGAUUUAUAUGGUAAUGAUGGGGAUCCCGAGCCACAUUGGUGGUCAUAGUAAAUAUAUAUAUAUAGUCGACAUUAGAUAGAGUCUUCUGUAAUCAAAACAAAUUGUGCUAGCUAGUUAACAACACGCUGAAUCUCUGUAAACGCAUAUCUAUCAGUUUCUUAUGGGCAUAAAUAGUACAGACUUUUGUACAACAAUAAAGGCAAAGGAGAAGGGUAGGAGGAUUUGACCCCCAGGUCUUCAUACGGUAGGUACUUGAUUGGUAUAUUUUUAUAACUUCCUCUAGGAUUUUUUAAAGAUAAACAAUGACUCGGGAACCGAUUAUUUCGUUGAAUAUUCAUAUUCAAAUAAAUAAUUAGCGGAGGAUUACAAAUUAUGAUAGUUAAAAAAUUCCUAGCAGCCAAGUAGCACAGAAAAAAAACCCGUUUAAAAUUGUACAAAGAUUGAAGAAAUUAUUAAAACAUCAAGGAAAGAAACUA
This is a messenger RNA of Actinia tenebrosa (Australian red waratah sea anemone), 1574 nucleotides long. RefSeq lists its product as uncharacterized. The record is from RefSeq and is a predicted model, not a curated record. Lineage: Eukaryota; Metazoa; Cnidaria; Anthozoa; Actiniaria; Actiniidae. Gene Ontology annotation, biological process: regulation of transcription by RNA polymerase II; cellular response to lipopolysaccharide.